UUAACUUCUUAGGGUGAUUAAAUCAAUUAUUCUAGAGGUAGGUCUAUUGUUUUGGGGGUAGUUGCACGGAGUACGGAUAGUUAUUGUUUAAGUUGUUUAAGUUGUCCUACUGGAUGAAUACAGGACUCAUAUAUUGCAAUACUUAUCGAUUAACCAUGCUUGUAUUCGCUAUCUUGCAAUGUCCUUGUGUUCCAAUUAGUAUGUCUAAUCAUUUGUUGAAAUUAUUUCGUUAUUUAAAAUGCCAAUGUUGAUCCAAUAAUGUCUCAAAACCUUACUGCCAAUAAAUCUAAAUUAUAAUUGUUCUGGGUCAAAUUAUUUUGAUAACUUCACCUAAAUUUCUCCCUCUUCUUCUAUCUAAACCUGAUGUCGUCUGUCCUUUUCAUUUCCCAGUGUUUUUCCCUUCCCGUGUUAAUUUUUGAGGUGCAAUUUUAUUCCUACUUUGUAUGUUACUAUGCAUAUAACUGUAUUUCAAUUUUAAAUGUAUUGUAUUCUAAUGUAAUUAAUAUAUUUUUUUUGUAAUUUCAAUUUGUUUCAGUCUUUGGCUGCUAUUUGGAAUGCAUGUUUCAAAAAAGUAAUAAAGAAAGUUCAAUUAAUCAAUCACUCAAUUGGCGCCUCCUUUCUCACGUGUCAAUGUUGUGAGGAGGUGGUAGUCCAGAGGGAACACUAUACAGUCCUCAAAUUGCAAACAUAAGUGAAGUUUUAUCCCUACUAUUGGUCUUCAAAACUCAUGUUCGGUCUUUACGAAACCUUCUUACCCUACACAGCAAGUUACCCCUGAUAUGCAGGCCACGUCUCAUCCCACCCAGCCCGGAGUUCCGGGCCAGACUGUCUACGUCCACCAGCCCGCUCCAGUCAGCUAUGCCAAUACGGUGCAGAACCCUAACUCGACGAGUGGCGUGUCGCAGAAGUUUAACGGAUCUGCCGGGAGAGCGACUGGUUUGCUACAUUUGUCCCUCAGCAUCGGGAGCAUCGUCGUCGCCAUUACCGAGUUUGUUAUUGGCACCCCAGCAGGCUAUGUUGCCAUGGGAAUUUGGGCAAGUGUUCUGUUCUACAUUCCUACCGGUAUCUUAGGAAUAUGUUCAAAGCAGAAGAACACUUGCGUGAUCAUCGGCUAUCUUACGAUGUGUAUCAUCACAGCAAAUGUUGCCUUUGCUCAAAUGAUUGUUGGUGCCAUUGGGGCAGUAUUGACCAGUAACUAUCCCUAUUACUAUAACUAUGGCGACAGUGAUCGAGGAAUAGUGGAAGGAGGCAUCGCAUCUGACUCACUGUUGGCCAUCUUUGGCCUGAUCGAGAUGGUGGUAGCCAUUGUGGCUUCAGCCUUCUGUUGUGGUGGCAUGGCCUGUUGUCACUCGUCUUCACCAACAACCACCACUGUGUACACCCACCAGAACAUUCCGAUGGUUGUGACAACCGACCAGUACACUCAGCCGGCGGGAAUUGCUCAGCUCCCUCCCGGACACAACGUUCAGCAGGCGUAUCCCCCUGCUGGCCAGCCUGUUGCUCCAGCUCCCUACAACCAAGCUCCUGCUGUCCUGUACAACCAGGCUCCUGGUGCCCCCUACAACCAGGCUCCUGUUGCCCCGUACAACCAAGCUCCUGCUGCUCCGUCGAACUAGGCUCCCUCUUACUCGCACAACUAACAAGCAGCUGCUGCACCCAUCAGGUCUGGCGAAAUGGUAUCUUAAAUGCGUUAAAAAAUGUUUCUUAUUAAUAAAACUACUCGGAUAUGUAGAUGUUUAUAUUCGGAAUAACAAGCCAUAACUAUAUUUUUGAUAAAUAAAAUUCAAGCCUACUCUGAGACACACGGAUAUCCAGAGAAAAAGUAGUUCAUCCUCACACACUUUUUAUUAUUCUGAAGAGAGUGGUUUCGAUUGUUAGCCGUGAUACAGUGAUUAUAAUUUUACAUCAAUUCUUAUCUAAUUUCCUCAAUUGGUAAUUAAAAGAUAGCAGAUGAAGAAAAAAAAGCUAAAAUAAUGGCUGAUCUUUUUUGAUAGCUACGCAUAAAGUCAAGAAAAACAAACAUGUUAUCCUUACAUGAUAUAACAUAGCAAAUUAUAUUAUACAAAAAUAUGUGGUAUGAAAGUAAAAUAAGUGUCCUCUUUUCAUCACGUGAAGCUAAAACCCCCUUCACCCAUCAUUCCACCCAACUUGGGAAAUAGAGAACCCUUUUUGUUACUAUUUAUUAAGCGGCUGGGCUUCAAUUGAAUACUCUUGAUGACUGCACAGAAAGAUCUGUGAAAAGAACAAAGAUAUCAACAACAAAUAACAUUAACAGCAUAAAACAGCUGAAUGUCACAGUGCGAAAAAUAUGUAACCAGCCAACUUGUAGACGAAAAGUUAUGCAUACUGCAUUUAAACUAAAUGGGCUGAUAUUCCCUAACUGCUUUAUAAAUCAUCAAAAUGUUAAUUCAGAGGACCAAACAAGAACAUUUUAAAUUGUAAUAAAAUAAAUUGAAGAAAAAUUUAUUUUACUUCGAUAUAGAUACAAACCGUUUGUUUGUAUGUUGAUUCAGUAUCCCUAUAACCUUGAAAAUAAGUAGCCUUUUUCUAGUUGCCUGAAGUGUAGUGGAAUAUAUCCAAUUACCGGUGUAUAUUUGUUUACCUGAUGAUAUAUUAAUAUUGUGCCUUUCGAUCUUUUGACUGUCAUUUUGGAAGUAAUCAAUUCGUCAAUUAAUUAAGUUGACGAAGAUCGAUGAGAAUUUAAGACAAAAGAUGAUUUAAAGUGUAAAUAAUUUCAGAUAAUUGUGUGAAAUUGAUCUUUGCUGAAUUCUAAACAUAAGAUAAAUCAAUGCGUACGUGGUAUGAUAGUUCAAAUAACUUCAUAAUCUAAACUAAAUACAAAAGCAAUUCUGUACAAAACC
Messenger RNA from Strongylocentrotus purpuratus (purple sea urchin), 2861 nucleotides. RefSeq lists its product as uncharacterized. The record is from RefSeq and is a predicted model, not a curated record. NCBI's taxonomy places the organism in Eukaryota, Metazoa, Echinodermata, Echinoidea, Camarodonta, Strongylocentrotidae. The transcript has 6 exons. The coding region runs from base 780 to 1616 and encodes 278 amino acids.